GACUUCAAAACUCGAAAACUGGUUGUGUCCGUCUAAGCUUCCUCUUCACCAUCUUCUGUACUUUUCCUCCCUCACGCAACAUGUCUGUUCUCCGUGCCCUUCGUCAGGUUGCUGCAUCUUCAUCACGGGCUGUUGCUCGUCCUGCGGCUCGCUCUGGCCCCUUGCGCCUUGCGACCGCACAGCUUGCUCCACGGGCUUCCAUGACUGCUGCAAGAGCAUUCUCGGCAUCUACGUGUCGUUUUUCGGAGGGUUCGACUGACAUUCUCCUCUCACAAAAACUUGCCGAGGAACUUAAGUACGAGAAAGAGGCUGUUGCUGACGCGCCAGGAGAGCCUGAGUUCUUGAAGACAUUCAAGGAACAGGGUAUCUGGGAGAUACAGGACGUUACUGGUAACGACGAGGUCACUCUCGUACGGAAAUUUGGCAAUGAGACUAUUCGUAUGAUGUUCUCUAUUGCCGACAUUCAAAACGCUGAGGAAGAGCCGGAAUACGAGCAGGAAGAAGGUGAAGGUGGAGAGGACCAACCUCCCAACUCGUACCCUAUCCGUGCUUCAUUCUCCAUCACGAAGGGUAAUGCCAAGGGGUCCAUCAACAUUGACACUAUGUGCCAGGAGGGCGCGUUCAUUGUCGACAACAUGUCCUACUAUCCUGAUGCACAGCUUGGUACCGAGCUUACCGCUGAGGCUGACUGGAAACGCCGGGGCUUGUACAUCGGCCCUCAGUUUGAUACUCUCGACGUUUCUGUCCAGGAGGAGAUCGAGAAGUGGUUACAGGAGCGGGGUAUCAAUGAAAACCUUGCCACGUUUGUUCCUGAAUAUUCGGAAUUCAAAGAGCAGAAGGAAUACGUAAGGUGGUUGGACAACGUGAAGAACUUCGUGGAUGCGUAGGCAUGUAGUUUGCUCGCACUGCUUUCAUGACCACUCUCAAAAGCCAUCCCCGCUAUCUGCAUGACCUUGCACACCCAUCUUUACACGUACAACCAUACAUUUAUUGGCUGUUAUCUCCCCUCUCAGUCUCACUAGCAUUUAAUGUCACUCAAUAUUCAUCACUUUUGCUUUUAAAAGUUUUUCGUGUCGACGUGGUGUCUUCAAGUUUCAGUGGUUUGCUAACUUAUCCUCUAGAGUUGCUGUGAUUGACAAAUAGGGGAAUUUUGAAUUUUUAUAUUUGGCCAUC
This is a messenger RNA of Suillus plorans, 1173 nucleotides long. RefSeq names its product mitochondrial glycoprotein. The transcript has 6 exons. NCBI's taxonomy places the organism in Eukaryota, Fungi, Basidiomycota, Agaricomycetes, Boletales, Suillaceae. Gene Ontology annotation, biological process: cytosolic ribosome assembly. The record is from RefSeq and is a predicted model, not a curated record. Bases 81 to 887 code for a protein of 268 amino acids. Gene Ontology annotation, cellular component: mitochondrial matrix.